Messenger RNA from Pantherophis guttatus, 3219 nucleotides. It is a transcript of the gene PGRMC1, whose product is annotated as progesterone receptor membrane component 1. The record is from RefSeq and is a predicted model, not a curated record. Lineage: Eukaryota; Metazoa; Chordata; Lepidosauria; Squamata; Colubridae. Gene Ontology annotation, cellular component: endoplasmic reticulum; membrane; endomembrane system.
CUCCUCCAUCCUGCAAGAGCAGCAGCGGACGCAGCAGCAGCGGACGCAGCCUCCUCCGCGAUCCUAAGCAGCGCGGGGCCAUGGCGGCGGACGAGGCGGCGGCGGAAGGCUCGGAGGCGGCCAGCCCGGGCUUGCUGAUGGAGAUCGUCAGCUCCCCGCUCAACCUGAGCCUGCUGGGCCUCUGCCUCUUCCUGCUCUACCAGAUCGUGCGCGGGGACCGGCCGCGCGCCCAGCCCGAGGGCGAAGAGGAGCCGCCGCCGCUGCCCAAGCUCCAGCGCCGCGACUUCACCCUCGCCCAGCUGCGCCCCUUCGACGGCCUGGCCGAGCCGCGCAUCCUCAUGGCCAUCAACGGCAAGGUCUUCGACGUCAGCCGCGGACGGAAGUUCUACGGGCCCGAGGGACCUUACGGCGUCUUUGCCGGAAGAGACGCUUCCCGCGGCCUCGCGACUUUCUGCCUCGAUAAAGAAGCUCUGAAAGACGAGUACGACGAUCUCUCCGACCUGGACGCUACGCAGAAAGAAACGCUGAGUGAUUGGGAGCAGCAGUUUACCUUUAAAUAUCACUACGUCGGCAAACUGCUGAAGGAUGGGGAAGAACCGACGGUAUAUUCCGACGAAGAAGAAACGAAAGACGAGAAAGACCGCAAGAACGAUUAGCACCAAGGAGCCCUCCCAACGCUAGCUAGUUUUCUUUGCUUUUAAUUUUCAAGGGAGAUUUUUAUCAUAUCCCCCCUUCCUUCUAUUUUACCCUUUUCCUAUAUCAGCCAUUUUUAGAAAUAUUACUUCCAGCAGUGAUGGAAUUCAAUUUUUUUUACUACCAGUUCUGUGGGCGUGGCGUGGUAUGGCUUGGUGGGCGUGGCAGGGGAAGGAUACUGCAAAAUCUCCAUUCCCACUCCAGGGGGAAAGAUAUUGCAAAAUCUCCAUUCCCACCCCACUCUGGGGCCAGCUAGAGGUGGCAUUUGCCGGUUCUCCGAACUACUUAACAUUUCCGCUACCGGUUCACCAGAACCUGCUGAAUUUCUGCCCUGACUUGCAGUGACAUUGGUCGCAACGCUGCACUUUUUAAUCAAUGUUCCUAAAAAUAACUCAGUGCUCACUUUUUCCAAUCCAAGCCGAGGGCCUCGGCGGGCAGCAGAGUAAUGGGCAUCACCGGUUGGUGGCACGUAAAAGAUCUCACCAGCCUAGCAAUGGCCGUAAGAUUUCCCUUUCUGUGAGGGAACCUGUUGAACGGACAUUGCAAUGCUCUGAAGGUUGACCCUUGACCAGAAAAUGUUUCCUUGUAAGGAGAUAUUGCUCUGUCCUUCGAGGUUUGGUUGGUGGCUGUUCAGAAAGGGAUCCUGUCUCUUCCCAGCCCAUUUCUCUAUCCUUCCUUUUAUACAAACUUGUCUUCCACCGAUUGCCCAUCUCUGUGUAUCCUUUUGAACGAACUUCGUCCGCUGCGGAUUCCUUCACGUGUGCAUUUUCUGCGGGGGUUUUAUAUCAUUUCAGAUCCUUAAGAAUGCAGAAUGUAGUGGGUGGUUUUAUUUUAUUAUUUUAUUUGUCAUAGCUAAGGUAGCAUUGGAAGCGGUUGAAAAGUGGUUUUUAUAGAGAGACUUACACCCCAACUGACGGGGCCCUUAGCUUUGAAGCAAAAUAACUUUCUCUUUUUUUAAAAAAAAAAAAAUGCAAUACUUCCAUUAUAAAAAACAGUAUAAAGAAUAAAGAUAAGGAUUAGUGACCUCAUUGUGGGCAGCAGCAUCGGGGGCGUAAGCAGCAGGAACGAGACGAGGGGCUGUUCUUGGGAAGGCUCCCAAUACGUCCGGCUCUAUUGAGACUUUUGAGUCAGCCAGGUUAUGACAGCGAGUUUGACUAGGUGGCUCAGUGGCUGAGACAGUGAGCUUGUCGAGCAGAAAGGUUAGCGGUUCGAAUCCCUAGUACAGGCCUCCUGUGAGCAGGGGGUUGGACUAGAUGACCUCCAAGGUCCCUUCCAACUCUGUUACUGUUACGAUCCAGAGCCUCCUUGAGAAUGCGACCUUGGUUGUGUUCUUUAACCUCCUGGGUCAGCUGAGCUUGGUGGAGGGCAUGCUGCACAGCGUAAUUCUCUGAAGAGAGAGGAGCCUCCGUGUUUACUGCAAAUAUCAAAGUCUCCAAAAAGGGGAACCGUGUCCCAAAAUCACUUUCUUUUGAGAAGGAACGUUUUCCAUCUUUCGACUAGGCUAAUCGACUGCUGUGCAUAUCUAACAAGCGAGUUUGGUUUAGCUCAGGAGUCGGCAACCCGUGGCUCUGGAGCCGGAUGCGGCUCUUUCAUCCCUCUGCUGCGGCUCCUGUCGCCGGUCGGCUCCACAAUUGAUAGGGCUUUUGGUUAGGACAGGUAGAGGAAAAAGGACGCCGCACUAGCAGGAGAUUAUGGUGGGGGAACCGGAUUUCUGGUCAGCUCCAGAAUUUAAUGGGGGGGCUUCUAGUUAGGACCUUUGUGGCUCUUUUGAGUGUUUAAGGUUUAGCUGCAAUGGAUCAUCAGGUCUCACUUAUAAUUGUUGAUUAAUUGUAAGCUUUAAGAUCUUGGCAAGAUCUUAGUGACGUGCGCAAGUAGUCAAUCUCCCUUGAUUUCAGAUAAUAAAUCCAAGUUUCACAAUAGGACGAUGGAACCACUUGACCAAGUAUUCUGCUAAUUCUUGGGUACAUUUUUGGGGUGCAGUUGAGAUUCAGUUCAUUUUGCGCCAUGGUUCGCAGCGUGAAAUCGGCUGGAUUUAGGAAAGUAGGAAAGGACUAUGGAACCAAGAAACAUGUUUCAAAGAAGUUAUUCCAACCCUUUUUAUAUACUCACCGUUUCGCGUGACUCAAACACUACAGAUCUCUUUUGCUUCUUAAAAAAAAAACACUAUUUUUCACAACAAGCAAUAAAUAGUGUAACUUUGAAUUUCUACCUUUGGUAAAUUGAAAGUACAGAAUUUAGAUUUUUGUUGCCUAUUCCCAUUUCCCCCAAAAGUAUAACUUUCUUAAAAAGAUCUUUGCCUGUUCUUGCUUGUUGCCCUAAAGACAAUUAACUGGCUGAAAUGUUGUGACCUACCUCUCUGGGCUUUGUAGGGUAAUUAACAAAAAGCUAAUUUUUUUAAAAAACUGCUUCUUUCUAAAGUUCACCAUUCUUGCAGAAUCGAUGCUGAACGAUGUUUCGAAUUCAAAGCUGGGAUGGUUGUAGCUUUCUUUGUUUUUAAAGGCGAGGAAAUAAAAUUCUUCCUAUAAA